CGCGUAAGGAGGGGGAGAGGCAAUUGGGCGUCGAAGCGAAGUUAGGUUGACGAAUGGCAACCAACAGAGGGCUACGAGUUAAAAAUUGGAUUAUUUGAUCAUCUGACUGAUUUUAACGUUACGCGAACGGACACGGGGCAAAAUAAGGACAAGUCGUGGAUGAUAUUGUCGAUUCCAGAGGCCGUUACGCAUUUGGAUGUGUUUCAGGAAGACCCUCUCGUUUCACGCAUAGGUCGCGCGACAGAUUAGCUGCGGCGUGCUGAAACCGAGUUCAAGAAAUCACAAGUUGCACGCGCGAGAGGAAGACCCUCGCGAGCGAUUGUUACUGUUACCCGCGGAAAUAUUUGGAUGAGUUCAGUGGAUCUGAUAUUGUGACGUAGUUGGCGUUUCGGCAUCAGUGACACAUGGUUGCCUCAAAUGUUGUUAUAUUUGAAGAAAGAGGCCCUUAAAGUACCUGGAUAAAUAAUAAUUUUAUAUUUAUGGGCGGCAGCCCCUGCAUUUUUGACAGUGAGGGUCUCAUGCCGUUUGUCACGGGACGAUUGUAUCUUGUGUAACUGCAUACUUCAGUUUCACAGGACAACCAGUCACUACUAUGAAGAAACUUUAAAAUACGAUCUGUUCCCGCAUAAAUUGUUCCUUUUUCUAAUUUAUUUGAGUAACUAUGGUCGGGAUAGAUUUUGAUUGUGUAAAUUGUUCCUCUUUGUUGAUCUCAAAGUCAUAUGGAUUAGCAGUCUUUCACGUUUGAUAAGAUGUGAUGGCGCAUCACAAAGCACCAAAGAUGAUGGACUUGUAAAAUGCUGCUAAUAUUAACAACUUGAAAUUCGGAUAUCUUAAGUGAGACCGUUUUAUUUAUUGUUGAUUGUCAUUAAUUUAAUAUUAAUUUGAUUUGCUACUUCAAUAUGAAAUUUGAGAAUUUGCUAUGUGUCACUCCAUCAGUUUGAUUUUAACAUAUGAUAAAAAAGACUUUAUAGACUUAAAAGCAUCUCUGAUUUCAAUGUCUGUGAAUGAGCCUAGCUAAACAGUGGUCAUAUUUAGAGAGGAGAAAAAAAUCACAAACGAGGUGCACUGAAAGUUUAAGUGUCAUCCCGGUAAAAAUAUGGCCAGUCAGUGCACUCAUAACGCGCAUUCUGAUGACACCUUUCGUUCUACUAAACUCACAGCUCACGAGCAGCAGGAACGCGCGGGCUGUGUAAACGGCGGCAGCGCGCCCGUCGAGUCGUCGGCUUUUUUUGAGGUCAUCGGCGGCUGUCUUUAUCGCAAAAAGUUGGAAAGGGGAUUCGUCCAGUACCGCGAGGUGCUAGCGGAAGACAAGCGACUCCAGUCCAUAGACAUCUUUCAUAAGAAGAGACAGGAUAAGUCGCACCACACCCUGGAGGACACGUACAGACUGGUGGCCGAGCAAUAUUGGUGGGAAGGAAUGUUUUUUCAGGUUAGAGACUUCGUCCUCAGUUGUGAAGAAUGUCGGUCAGAGAGAUCAGAGUGUUCAGAUGUAGGACUUGUCUCCAGGAUGGUGAAAUCACAUAGUCAUGAAAUUUUAAAUAAGUUGAAUAGCCAACGGGAAGCUGGGCUCUUUUGUGACAUCACACUGAAGACCGGUGGUGGCCAUUCUUUUGUCGCUCACAAGGCCGUUCUUGCAGCAGUAAGCGAGUACUUCCAAGAGUUAUUUACUGAAAUGGACUCAGCCACUGACCCCAAGUCGGAUGUAGACCUCACAGGUUUCAGCGAGGAAAGUUUGCUUGCUUUACUAGAGUUUUCUUACACCUCCACGUUAAAUCUGAAUCUGGACAGUUUAACAGAGGUUAGUGCCAUGGCCCGUCAUCUGCGCAUGUGGCCUGCCCUUGAGGCCUGCUCUGCUAUCAAAAAAGAACGAGAGACUUGUCAGCCAUUUUCCAAAAUGCAUAGUACUGCUGAUGAUUCAAAUUCAAAAAGUGGAACUUUCAGGAGAGACCAGGUUUCAACUCCAAAAGGAAAGGUGGGACUCAAGAGGAGGAGAGAAGAUGAGGAACAAUGUGGCUCUGGGUCUUCCUGGAACUCCGAAGUGCAAUAUAUAGAGCACACUGUUGAUAAGGCGACAGGUGAAACAGAAACCUUAAACCCUCAGUUUCAGUGCCAAGCUCCAUCCAGUUUUUAUACUGAGGAAAACUGCUUCCCAUGCAGCCCAACUCGGCGAAUGAAGCUUAUGGACUUUAAGUCCCCAUCUUGCAAGAAAAAGCUGUCUUCUCGUCCCACACCCUCAGUUAUCUCGUCCUCUCCGUGCACCUCAACUCGUUCUUCCUCUCCAUCACGACGCCUGCUUCGUUCUUCACCUGGCGCUGCCCUUGCUUUGCGCAGACUCCUGCCCAAAAUUGACCUCUCUACCAAGAGAAAAAGGAAGUCCUCUUCUUACCGUACAUAUAAGUCCCAGUCUGAAUUUUCAGUGACUCCAUCCCAAUCUCAGGCAACCUCUUUGACUCAUAUAACCUCAGUAAAGGAGGAAGAUUUGGAGCAAGAGGUAUGUAACACAAUCCCUCAGGAUGAGGUGCACAGCCCCCGUGCUCAGGAGAAAUACAGACUUCUCAGUUUUCUUGGUUUGCAGAGGAAGUCUUUGUUGCCUUGUCCAGAGGAACAUUCUGGUUGGGGACAGAAGAAACGGCUUAGGAAAUUAAAAGUCAGUGAUUAUUCACUCACAGCUCGACGUAAACCGCGUUCGCAAGAUGUUGCAAUGGGUCUUGGAACAAGUUUAGGGGCACUUGUAGCAGUUAGUCCAUCUCUGUCCCUCUGCGACAUGAGCAGAAUGGAUUUACUGAACAGACCAAUGAAAGCAGAACCUCAAGACCCGUGGAACAGGUCCAAAAGGAAGAGACAUGGUCCUGCAGGACAAGCUGUUCAGCAAAGUACAAGGACUACACGUAGCAGAUCAUUGUUCCAGACAGAUUCCAGUGUAACUGAUCGACCACUCAGACGCCACAAUAAAAAUCAAGAUAAAACAUCACCCCAUUCUCAAAGGAGAGGUAGGGUACCAGCACAUGAUGCCUCUUCCCCUUCAAAAAGGAUGCUCAGGAUAAAACAGGAACCUGCUGAGAGUGCGAUCCUACAACCUAUUCAUCGUAGAAAUACUGCCUACCACCAUCCGGCAACGCUAAACCCUCCUAAACGUAGGGGCCGGCCACCAGCAGAUCGCACAGUAAGAGUGGCCACAACAAAGUCUCAGCACACAAAACCAUACAAACUUGGGCGUCCCCCAAAACAGAAACCAAAAAGUUCGAAACAAAUUGAAAUUAAAACAAAAAGCAACCACGCUACAGGAAUGCCACAAGCAAAGCAUAGCAGAACCGAAAGAGGAACACAGGUAAAGGAGAACAGAAAAUCUAAAGAACUUGCCAACAGAAAAGAGAACCCAGAGGUUCAAUAUGGUGUCAUUAACUGGGACAUUUCCAACACCAACCAUCAACAUCUUCACAACCAUCCCCUUUACAAAACCAUAAAGGAAGAACCUGCAGACCCCCUGCCCCUAACCCAACCAUUUACAACUUCCGAUUCCUCAGAUUUGGGUAAGCGCCAAAGCAAACCACCCGUCAAACUGCUAGAUCAAGGUUUCCUCUUUGGCUUCUGUCGGCAACCAAGUGGCAUCAAACGGGAGGAGGAUAGCGUGGACAUCUACCUGACUCGGUCUGUCUCUCAUGGAAGUAGUUCCCAUGGGAUUUCUUCACCUGGCAUGGAGAGAAGAGAUAGGGUGAGGUCCAGGAUAAUGCCAGAUCGAACAGGUCUAAACGGGCCUCAUUGGGCUGGACUUGGCAACAGGUCGACACCUCAGAGGGUUGCUGCUCAAGUGAAAACGGAGAAAGAUGAAAGAAGUGUGUCCCUAAGGUCAAAAGUUUGCAGAGUUUCUAGACACCUCAAAGUCAGCAAAAGGAGCUGUAAGGUCAAGAAAGAACCAACAACGACAAAGAAUGUAAACAAGCUACUUCCUCUGAGCAGUCGCCGUUCCAUUCUACUGGAAUCCAUCCGACGGGCACGUCUCAAACGUCUACAGGAUCCUAAAGGUCAGGCUUCAAGCGGAGCACAUGCUUGCCUGCAGUGCAGAGCCUCAUACAGGGAUUGCGAUGCCCUUAUCAUGCAUCGUGUCAGGCACAUUGAAGGCAAACAAUGGCCUUGCCCGUUGUGCAGUAAGACUUUCUUCAGACAAAGAAAUGUAAGGAAUCAUAUAAGGACGCAUAAUCCCAAACUCUACAAAUGUCCCCAGUGCAUUGCUGCUCACUGAGGUUCAAAAGCCACAGGAUAAAAUGAAGAGGAGCGAAAUUUGUUUCUUGUAAUAUUUACGCUGUAAAUACCAAGAAUCUGUGAUAUGUAUGACAAUGAGGGUCAAUUUAUUAAUGUAAAUAAUAUCAUUAUGUUUUAAAUUGUGUCUUUCCUUCACAAUAAUUGUUGUUAUUUAAAUGACUAAGCUGAAGUCGCUUUUCAAUUGAUACAGAUGUGUUGAAACUGAACUUGAACCCAUUAUGUUUUUUCUCAGGGGGGCGGAGCUUGAUGGUUAAAGUGAUAUAUGUAUAAUUAGAAUUGUGUAGAAUGGUUUAAAUUUGUUACUACUAAUGUACUUACUACAAUUGUUAUUACUAUUGUUAUGAUUAUUUUUUAUAAAUGGCAUAAUCUUGAGUGCACUUAAUUGUUAGCUUUGUUUUGAAACCUAAGAAAGAUGCGAUGUACUGGGAUGUACUUGAAUGGAGUGGAGCUGGUAAACAGCCCUCAAUGUGUGGCUUUAUGGCAACGUUUUAGGAAAACCAGUUAGAGAAAUUUGAGUCUCAGAGGAAUUUUUAAAUGAAGGUUAGGUAAACUGUGUUAGCGAUCUUUUAUCAUGAAAUGGUUAACUUGGAAAUACACCAUUUUGUGAAAACAUUUGACUACAGCUUUUCAAACCAGUGACUGUGUCUUUCAGAUAAGGGAAUCCCAAAAUGUUUAAUGUGAUUUUUCCUUUUCUCCUCCUUUGGAUAAUUCCUUGUCAGACUUUUUAUGCAUAGCUUUCUUUAACGUACAAUGCAAUGAACUUACAUGAAGUUUUAAAUGUUGAGGUGUGUUUUGUCUGAAAAGACUGUUUAAAUUGUAAAACGACCAAAUAGCCAUAUAAAUAAAUUUAGCAUUUUAAAAUUGUAA
Molecule: messenger RNA, 5127 nt
Organism: Misgurnus anguillicaudatus (oriental weatherfish)
Lineage: Eukaryota; Metazoa; Chordata; Actinopteri; Cypriniformes; Cobitidae
Source: RefSeq, a predicted model, not a curated record